Amaranthus tricolor (Joseph's coat) is the source of this 3500-nucleotide messenger RNA. RefSeq lists its product as uncharacterized. The coding region runs from base 114 to 3035 and encodes 973 amino acids. The transcript has 12 exons. The record is from RefSeq and is a predicted model, not a curated record. NCBI's taxonomy places the organism in Eukaryota, Viridiplantae, Streptophyta, Magnoliopsida, Caryophyllales, Amaranthaceae.
UAAUUUCUUAAAAAAAAAGAGAAAAUAAUGAACAAGAGCAAUACAACCCAUCUCUCGUCUUCAAAGGCUACCCAAAAAACCCAGAAUUUUUAGAGCAGAGAGAAACGUUAACAAUGGAAUCAUACCAGCAGCCCCAGCCGCAUCACCAUUACAUGAGACCACCACAACCCCCUCAACCUCCACCAUCGAUGUCUGCCGAUCCUCAUUUCUCUCACCACCUACAACCGCCGCCGCCUCCUCCUCCGUCAAACUCGUGGUUUUCCGGCCAAUUUCAAUACCAACCUUCUCAUUCUCCUCCUCCUCCUCCUCCGCCGCCGCAACCUCAACCUCAACCUCAGCAGCAGAAUCAGUGGGGCCCAUCUCCCCCUCCUUAUCAUGCGCACCCUCACCAGCCUUAUCCUGCGCAACACUACCCUCCUCCUCCUCCUCCUCCUCCUCCUCCGCCUCGCCCUUCUCAACCUCCUCCCCCUCCUCCUACUUAUUCUCAUCAGGAUUGGACAAAUGCAAAUUGGAACCAUCAUGCAGGUUGGGAAUAUCCAGCCCAUGGCAAUGAAGAAGACUGGGCUGCCAAAGCAAGGGCGUGGGCUUCUGCCAGAUCUGAAAGGGAAGAUCAGUACCCACAGUUGCAGUUUACGUCAGUGGCACGUCAAGAUGAGCCACCCCAAUAUGCAAACCAAUACGCGGCGGAGCCUCAUUAUCAAGACAUUCAGCAAACUUCAAUGCCUACAACUGGUUUUCAGAAUUAUCAAGGACCUGUUGCACCUUUAAAUAGGCCACCAAUGGUCCAUCAGCAGGAGCCUGCACCCAUCAACUCAUAUGCUUCAGAUGCAUAUUUUUCAUUUGCUGCUAAGGAUGGAGCUCUUGGUGGAGACAUGAGCUCUAUGUUUCCUGGCCAGCAAGGCCCAGCAAGUUCUGUAGUUCAUCAGCCGGAGGUACCUUCUAGUUAUUCUUCUGUUCCAGGUAAGGAGGAUGGCUCACAGAAGCAUCAAACAUUGCUACCUGCUGAUGUUAGGUCAGUACCAGCCGAUCAUGCUCACUUUGCAUAUGGAAACCAUUCAGUGGAUCCGAUGGAUCAACCUCUUAAUUUUGCAUCAAGACUCAGUCAUGAAAAUGACCCCAAGAUGAAGUCCGGCUAUCCUGAUUCGCCAGGACCAGUAAGAGCAAACGACGCUGUUUCCACUGUGUCUUCUUUGCAUGCUUGGACAACUCCAGCUGCACCUGGUGCACCUUAUCCACCUGCAUUUCCAUUAGCCUCACAGCAUGAUCCAUCUAUAGAUGUACCUCCAUUUCCGGGACAACCUGCCCCAUUAUUUGGAAGAGGCCCAAGCUUUCAGUCUGGAGUUCCAGCACCUGGUGGUUUGGGUGCAGGGAGUUCUCAUCAUCCAACUGCAGCUUUUCCUGCUGAUGCAUACGGAUCUUCUUUGGGCUCUGAACGUCCUAAGAAGGCUGCAGUUCCUAAUUGGCUAAGAGAGGAGAUAAUUAAGAAUAAAACUACAAUUCCAACUUCGGCACCAGGGCCCUUUAAAGAUGGAAGUCAAUCAAAUGAAGAUGAAAUAAUUAGCAAGUUCAAUGCAAAGGGUGAUCAGGCAGACAGCAAAAGCAUGGAUUCAGCCAGGUCAACUGAAGAAGAGGAUGAUGAUGAUGAUGAUGACUAUGAAGAAGCACAGAAAACUGUGGCUAUAAAUCAGGAAAUUAAGCGUGUUUUGACAGAAGUUCUCCUGAAGGUGACAGAUGAGCUUUUUGAAGACAUUGCCACACAAGUACUGAAUGAAGAUGAUCCUACUGUUGGCGCUGAGGUUAAUCCUGCGAACAAUAGCUCCGUUCAUGAGGCAUCACCACCAUCUCUACCAGCUGCGGCUCCUAAAGCUACUGCAAAGGUUCUCAUUCCAAUUAAAGCAAAGGAAUCUGAGGGACAUGCUAGUAGAGAAUCCAAUUCUGGUACACAUGGAAAUGUUUUAGGUCUUGCAAAUUAUGACUCUGAUGAUGACGAUGAAGUCCAGACUCCAAUUGUUUCCAGUUCUGGUGCUGGUGAAAAUGGUCAUCAACAGUUAGAAGCUGAAGAUUCUAGGAAAAAUGUGGUAGCUGCUGAAGGUGAUCGUAGAAAUGGAAGUUCAGUUGGGGCUGAAAGCAGCCUAAACCGUGAUCCUCCAGCUUUCAAUGAGCAUGGGACUGUUAAGGAUUUGGAUGAUGAGGCUCAUCAAACCUCUUUUAGAAGCUCCAUGUCUCUGGAUAAGAAAGGUGAUGAUGUUAAUGGUGAAUCUAUUGUUAAGUCAACAGAUAAUGGUCGUAAGUCAAGUUUUAGUAGGCCUGAUAUUGCCAACGAGGAAGAAAAUUCAAGAAAGUCAGCCAAAGAUGAUUCUCAGGAAAAAGAGGCUAAAAGACGUGACAGACAUGAAAGUAAGAGAAGUUCAUCCGGUAGGGACAAUCGCAAGGGGUUAGAGAGUGGUAAGGAAAGGGAAUCUGAGAGGGAGGAGACUCAUAUUAGACAAGAUGAGAAGCGUCAAAAAAAGGAUAAAACGGAGGAUUAUAAUACCUCUAGAGAGAAGGUGAAGGAGCAAGAUGAUAAACGCGAGGAGAAAGUAAAGGGAUCUGAUUCUCGAAAAAAGUCUUCUCAUCCUGAAGAUAAGGAUGGCAAAAGAGAUCGGGAGAAAGACAAGAAAAGAAGCAGUAAAGAUGACACAGAUAAGAAAAGAGAGAGAACAAAGGAUGCAAAAAGUGACAAAUCAAGACACAAAUCAAGUGAUGCAAGUAGACACAGACGGCGACGUUCCUCCUCAGUUGGAAGAAAGGGUAGAAAAAUUGAGGAAAGCACGGAUGGCUCAGAUGAAGAAGCCUCUGAUGACUCUAAAAGGAAGGUUCAUUCAAAAAGGCGUAAUAUGUCCCCCUCCCCUGUCAGGUCUAGGCCAAGACGAGUUUCGCGGUCUCCUCAUAGCAAGCAUUCACAGCGCAGGCAUUCUCCUUACUCUUCUCUUGACGAUAGCAGGAGUAGGAGGUCAAGGUCGAGGUCCCGAUCACCAGUUCAUCGACGUAGAUGAGCAAAUCAACAGUGAUGAAGAUCGGUUGCUGUUUCAUCUGUCCGGAUUCUGGCAGGUUCCAAUAUGCUGUGUCAUGCAGGAUGAACGUGUAUUUGCAGUACUAAAUACUAGCCAGUGUUCUCGAAUUCUUCAAGCUUUUGGUUACUGCUGAAAUCUACAUGCCGAGCAGUGAGAUGUCCAGGAUACAUUCUUCGUUUGCGUAUGUCUGUCGAUAUCAGUUUUCCGAGUAGCUACAGAGACAAGAGGUUGUUGUAGCUACAGAUUUCAGAUUGAUCAAUAGGUAUUGGUGUGUUUCUCCAUGUGCCUUUAGGUUGUAUUUUCUUAAAUAUUGCAACCAAUAGGCAUUUUUGCCUUUUUCUGUUUAUUUUGGGAUUUUAAUUCUAUUAGUAAGUUGUAUGUUGUACUAGUUUUUGACUUGUGUUUCAUUAUAGUAAGGAAAAAUUACACAAGCUACCUAAUUUAUAG